Messenger RNA from Vespula vulgaris, 1532 nucleotides. RefSeq names its product ubiquitin carboxyl-terminal hydrolase 46 (gene Usp12-46). The record is from RefSeq and is a predicted model, not a curated record. Gene Ontology annotation, biological process: protein deubiquitination. The coding region runs from base 148 to 1227 and encodes 359 amino acids. The transcript has 7 exons. Lineage: Eukaryota; Metazoa; Arthropoda; Insecta; Hymenoptera; Vespidae. Gene Ontology annotation, cellular component: nucleus; cytosol. Gene Ontology annotation, molecular function: cysteine-type endopeptidase activity; cysteine-type deubiquitinase activity.
GAGUAUACGAUUGUGAUAACUUUAUUGACUUACUUUAGUCGAGGAUUUUAGGUAAUGAAUCAUUAGGUCACAUUAAGAUGGAGUUUAUAUCGUUGAUGAAUUUUAUGUUAAACAUUCGAUAUACAGUUGGGGCUAUAAAAUCAUAAAAUGGGUGCAAACAUAUCACAAUUAGAAAGAGAUAUCGGCUCUGAUCAAUUUCCACCAAACGAACAUUAUUUUGGUUUAGUCAAUUUUGGUAAUACUUGUUACAGUAAUUCAGUAUUGCAAGCUCUAUAUUUCUGCAGGCCAUUUAGAGAAAAAGUAUUAGAAUACAAAGCUAGAAACAAGAGAACUAAGGAAACUUUAUUGACAUGUUUAGCUGAUCUAUUUCAUAAUAUUGCUACACAAAAGAAAAAAGUUGGUUCCAUUGCCCCUAAAAAAUUCAUUGCUAGGUUAAGAAAAGAAAAAGAGGAGUUUGAUAAUUAUAUGCAACAAGAUGCACACGAAUUUUUAAAUUUUCUUAUUAAUCAUAUAAAUGAAAUUAUUCUGGCAGAAAGAAGUCAAACCAAGCAAACAGGUGGGAAAGGUGCAGGUGAUGCUGGGUCUCCACCAGAACCAACAUGGGUCCAUGAAAUAUUUCAAGGAAUAUUGACUUCGGAAACGCGCUGCCUUAAUUGUGAGACUGUUUCUAGCAAAGAUGAGGAUUUUUUUGAUCUGCAAGUUGACGUAGACCAAAACACCUCGAUAACAUACUGCCUGCGUUGCUUCUCUAAUACUGAAACUCUUUGUAGCGAUAAUAAAUUUAAAUGUGAUCAUUGUAGUAGCUAUCAGGAAGCUCAGAAACGAAUGAGAGUUAAGAAACUUCCAAUGAUCUUAGCAUUACAUUUGAAAAGAUUUAAAUACGUGGAACAAUAUAAUCGACACAUCAAAGUAUCUCACAGGGUAGUUUUUCCAUUGGAAUUGCGGCUUUUUAAUACUAGCGAUGAUGCUGUCAACCCUGAUCGCUUGUAUGAUUUAGUUGCAGUUGUGAUACAUUGCGGAAGUGGUCCUAACAGAGGUCACUAUAUUUCUAUAGUAAAGAGUCAUGGAUUUUGGUUGCUUUUUGACGAUGACAUGGUUGAUGUAAGAUACAUAUUUAUAAAAAAAAUUAUAUAUAUAUUUUUUAAAUACCUUAGAAAAUAUACCCUCGUAAAAAAUAAAAUAUAUCCAUUUACUACUUUAACUAUAAAUAUAUUUAAGUUGAUUUAAUCAUAUUUUUCAGAAAAUUGAUGCAUCAACAAUAGAGGAUUUCUAUGGGCUCACUUCAGAUAUACAGAAGAGUUCAGAAACUGGAUAUAUUUUGUUUUAUCAAUCAAGAGAUUGUAGUUAAAAAUCACUCAACAUAACAAAAGAAUUUAAGUUAUGUUAAGGAUAGUCAUUAUCAUUUCAAAUUAAUGUAAUUCUCUAAAUUAAUAUCUACAUAUUUUUACUGUACAGUUGACCGAUUUUAUUUCUAAAAAUUAAUAUGUAUAUGAAUCUUUUUCCUUUUUUAUUAAAAAGAUGUCAAUGCUGAA